AUGCAAAGAGAUUUUUCAACAAUUCCAUUAUGUAAUACACUUCGGGAUAUUAAUGAUGUUACACCGCCAACGUCACAGUUUAGCAUGUCUUCAACACUAGACGACGAACCAAUGAUUAUCGAUAAUGAAUUAGCUCCUCAGCCUGGCCAAAGUGAUCAUUUACAGUCGCUAUAUAAUCAUAAUCAUAUUACUAAUAUUCCAUUGAUGCGACCGAUUCUUCGGCCUUCUAAUAAUAAUGAUGAAAAAUUUUCUAUAGAACGGCACGGUCAAAUUUAUAAUGAAACUUUAAUAAACGAUAAUAAUUUAAUAUCAGAAGCAGCUGGUUAUGAUUCGGCUCGGCUGGCAGAAGUUGAUGCCGAUGAAGCUUUUGCACUUCAACUUCAACAAGAAGAGUAUGGGCGAGAAAGUGUGAUACCAAAUCGGCAUGAAUAUCUUCCCUUUCGAUUAUUCGAAGAUCAUGAAUCACCGGGAGUGACUUUACAUCCUUCCUUUGAUUCUAAUGAUCCGCAAGUUAUGAAUGACGAACAAUACGCAGCAUUCGUGCAACAACAACAAGGACGACCGAAUCCACGAUAUCGGCGGCAACCAUCACCUAAUGUAUUUUUACGUCAACAAUCGAAUCCAGAGUCAAAUAGAACUUCAGACAUCGAUCCCUCCAAUAUUCAACAAAUUCCAUCAUUUUUGGGGAUUUCUCGACGCCAAGUUGCAAAUAGUGACGAUGAUAGUGAUGAUAAUAAUCCUUUUAUGAAUACUCCUCAUCCUUUUAUUCAAUUCCUUACUAAUCAUGGCCGAACUAUGCCAGCGAAUUUUAUUCCAACAUUUUCUGGCUAUCGCCCACGUGGUCAUCGUCGUGGAGGAAAUCUUCAAGAGACUGAAGAAGAUUUCGGACCAGAAGAUUAUGAACGAUUACUUCGACUUGAUGAUACUAUACGUAAGAAAAAGUUAACUAAAGAACAAAUCAAUUCUAUAAAAGAAGAAAAAUUUAUUCCUAAAGCAAACAAUACUGAAGAAGAAAAUAAAUGUGGUGUAUGUCUUGAACUUUUUGAAAAUAAUCAAAGUUUACGACGAUUUCCAUGUAGCCAUAUAUAUCAUAAAGAAUGUGGAGAUCGUUGGUUACAAGAAAAUAAUGUUUGUCCAAUAUGUCGAGAACCACCAAUUAAAGUACCGUCAUCAACAAAUUCACGUCAUAUUAGAAAUAUGAACCAUACAAGAAGAGGACCAAAUAAUAAUCGAACUUUCAAUCAUCGAAAUCAUAACAAUAACAACAACAACAACAACAACAACAACAAUGACAAUAAUAAUAACUCCUCUAAUCAUAAUUCAUCAACAAUAAAUACUAAUAAGAAUAAUAAUCAUUCUCGUUCAGUCAAAGCUGUAAAAAGUACAAGAUCCCGAAUAAUACCAACUGCAUCACAAGCAACAAUGCAAGAAGACCACGACUAUGAUCAAUCACCAUGUCCUAGUUUUGAUUUGCAUUUAUAUGCGCAUAUUGAACGUUCGUCACUUAAUCAAUGUGUUUUCACACCAGUUCCUCAUCAAACAGCUGAAACAUCAGAAUCAAUACCACAUAAACGUAAAUUUGAUUCAGUAGAUUCUGCUCAUGAAUAUAUAAAAAACACGAAAUUCGGUAAUGAUAAUGGUGAAUUAGCUGAUCUUAUUUUCAACAUGGAUAUGCGCCUUGAUGAUCUAACCCGCACAUGUAAUGGAUUACGUGCAGGCAUUCAUACUUUGACGAAGAUGGUAACACAACUCGUUCAUAAUCAAACACAAAAUACAGCUACAAGUGACUAUGAUGAUACAUCACAAAUGGGAUUACCUUAUGUACGAUCUUCAUCAAGUGUAUCAGCAAAGCCAGCGUCGUAUAGAAAUAAACGAAUGCGUAGUACUACUACUACUACUACUCCUACUUCAGAUAUUGCUCCACAAAGACCGACAGAAUUUCUAUGUCGACUUAUACGAAAAGUUUAUUCAACUGAUGAAAUAGUGGCUGGUAUUAAUUCUGAUGAACGUCUUGAUAGAAUUAAAGAAGCUGUAGCUGAUCGAUUUUUUCCCAAUAAUCCCGAUCGACUUGAAACAUUUUGGGCACGAGAGGCACAUCAAUCAAUUCUUGGCCAAGCACGUGCUCAACGGUGCCGAGAAAAAAAAGCUAGAAACUACACAGUAGAGAACCGUUAA
Messenger RNA from Rotaria socialis, 2175 nucleotides. The record is from the annotation of a GenBank genome assembly. NCBI's taxonomy places the organism in Eukaryota, Metazoa, Rotifera, Eurotatoria, Philodinida, Philodinidae.